Messenger RNA from Drosophila hydei, 532 nucleotides. RefSeq lists its product as uncharacterized. The record is from RefSeq and is a predicted model, not a curated record. The transcript has 2 exons. Bases 62 to 532 code for a protein of 156 amino acids. NCBI's taxonomy places the organism in Eukaryota, Metazoa, Arthropoda, Insecta, Diptera, Drosophilidae.
UGCGGCAUGUGUUGUAUGGUCUCAUUAGUUAGCUCAACGCGAAGCCAACAAAGCAUUCACAAUGCUGCAGACAAAUUUGAUCCUCCUCGUGGCUUUCAGCUGCAUGCUGUCCGCAGUUUCCGCUGCCACUUGCGGCGGUUGCAUGCAGAGCAAUGUAACCUGUGUAGACGAGACCCAUUACAGAGUGUGCAUCAAUCAGUCUCCGAUUGAAAAUGGCGGUAUACUGAGCUGUGGCAAAGGCAAGAUCUGCACCGAUCUGCUGGAUCCAUGCUGGGAGCCUUUCGAAGGCGAUGGUGUGGAGCCGGUUUGUAACAAAAAGGAUGUUAACUGCCGAGAUUGCGAUGGCAGCCAGCUGUUCGUCUGCACCAGUCGCACCACCUUCCAGAUGUGCAUGGGCACCGAGCUGAGCCCCCAAAUUAAUCCCUGUCCAGAGGGCACCUUCUGCGCCAUCGACUCCGGCGAGUUCUGCGUGAAGAGCUGCAAGCUCCCGGAUGGAAAAUACGAGUGCGACAAGCCAGCGCCCCAAGCUUAA